GAGAGAGAGAGAGAGGUCACGGGGAGGAGCAAAAGAGACCCGUUAAGAGUUCUGUAGAUGUAACAGAUGCACAUCCACAAUGGCAUGCACACCCUGUCUUUGUCUGUCUCCGCAUCUCUCUGCUAAAUUUUAACUGUGGCAUACUCAGAGUCUUUGAUACCGUCAUUGGUUAAUUUUCCUUUCUGAGAUAUUUCUAAAUUCUUAUUCCUCUUCUUUUUUUUUUAUGUCUAAACCCGCCUGCCGUGAGUCAAGAAAGCUCAGAUAUAUAACUGGGUUUUCCUAGGGUUUUGUGACGCUCUCUCUUUUGAGUGUGUCCCCGGGGUACAAGAGCUAGCUCUCUCUGGUCAGUACGUAGUCAUUCAGAUGCCAAGCAUUUUAAACAUUACACUCUCCUGAUGGCGUUUUGAGUUCAUUUUAGAGCUGAAUCGCCCUAUGAGUGUAGCUUUUCACUUCACAACUCUCUGAUUGAGCUGAAGUUCUUUCAGCAAGAGCUUCGGUAACAAGGUCUAACAUUCUUGUACUGUCUUUUGAAUCUUUUCCUCGCGAAUUCUGAGUAACCUUGCUUGCUUAUUAUUUCUGCAAAUUGGUUCUGUGGAUCUCCUUCCCAAUUAGCUCAUCUACACAAAAAAUUUCUGAUAGCUUUUGCUGUCCCAGAGAAUCUACUAUUUCCACAAUUGGUUGAUUUUCUGGUCAGAACUUGAAUUAUAGUCCGACUGAAUUUAGUCUUCUUCUUGACCCAUUGCACUGAUUCCUACUCAAGUUGGCAAUCUUUCCCUUAGUUUAAGUUUAUUCCAGAAUAAUGGCUUCCUGUCUAAGUGGAGGCAGCAGAACUUAUGCUCUCGAUCUCGAUAUCAUCAAAUCCCCAACAACAUCAACCCGAACCUCGCAAACAUCAUCAUCGCCAUGUUCGACAAUCUCCGAAUCCAGCGACUCACCACUUGCAAUCUGCACCCGGAAGCCCCGGACACAGAGAAAGCGUCCCAACCAGACGUACAAUGAAGCGGCUGCUUUACUCUCCACGGCCUAUCCAAACAUUUUCUCCAGCAAACACCUGACAAACCAUCCACGUGAAUCCACCAAAUCCCAUCAAAUCCUCGCUGAUGAAUCCUCGGAACUGUUGCUUCCUUUUCGAGUCGUGGACGAUGAUUUUGGUUCCGGGUACUUGCUCCCGCAUCACCAGCCAAAGCAAGACAAGUGCUUUUCCCAACUCGAGCCCAAAUUCUCGCCUUCUCGCGAAAAGCCUUGCCAGAGCCCAGGGGAGAACGAAAUCCAAUCCAAGGGCUCGGAUUUGGACGCUUGCUGGGAAGGGUUCCAAGAAGAUUUCGACGCUGAAUCCAUCUUGGACGAGGAAAUGGAGGAAGGGAUCAUCGACAGCAUCAUGGGAAAUCUCAGCGCCGACACCAGUGCGUCCCAUCGAACGUUGUACAGCGACCCGGUUUAUGGGAACCGACCGCCUCUGGGAUUUGGAAUGAGAAGAGGAGUGAGCGCGUGGAGAGACGUCAGCGAAGUGAACUGGUGGAACUUCCCCACCGUCGAUGUCCGCGAGAUAUCCCCGAAGCUCAACCGGAGCUCCAGUUCGGCGGAGAAGAAGAAGAGGAGCAAGGUCGAGAAGAGCGCGGCCGAGUCCAGGGACACGGAGGAGCCGCCCAAAGAGGACCCCACUCCGAAGCCGAUGGAAGGGUUGCUGCUGAAACUGAACUACGAUGAGGUCGUCGACGCUUGGUCCGGCAAGGGCUCGCCGUUCCCCGACGACUCCGACGGCGCCGGCAAUGACGUCUCUGCGAGGUUGGCCCAGAUUGAUUUGUUUUCGGAGAGCGGCGGACUGAGAGAAGCAAGCGUUCAGCGCUAUAAGGAGAAGCGGCGCACUCGCCUCUUCUCCAAGAAGAUUAGGUAUCAAGUCAGAAAAGUUAAUGCUGAUCAACGGCCCAGAAUGAAGGGUCGAUUUGUGAGAAGACCGAAUGGGAGUACGUCCGCGUCGAAGAUGAAAGGAUGACAACCUCCUACCAGUUGCUUACAGAUAAAUACAAGAUUUAAGAAGAUGGUCCUGGUUUUGUUUUUCUUCAUCAUUUUGUUAUGUAGUCCCGAAAUGCCUUUUUAUCAGGCUUUGUCGUGAUCUUACGGGGAACAUAAAACCUUUCGAUAGGAAACAAGCAUUUUUCUCAGAUCGUUGAACAGCGGCUAUAGAGAAGAGCAUGGCGAUGAUUCUGCUCUGCUAACCGAGGCUCGUCUUUCAUCGUCUAUCCUGUAUCUUCAUUUUCUCGUUUUAGAAUUUGCUUUGUCCAUGACCGUUAAUUUGUGAGCUCUGACCACGUUCAAUGUCAUUUAAAAUUCGAAAUAAA
Messenger RNA from Eucalyptus grandis, 2339 nucleotides. RefSeq names its product protein CHLOROPLAST IMPORT APPARATUS 2. The record is from RefSeq and is a predicted model, not a curated record. Gene Ontology annotation, cellular component: nucleus. Gene Ontology annotation, biological process: regulation of DNA-templated transcription. Bases 800 to 1993 code for a protein of 397 amino acids. Gene Ontology annotation, molecular function: protein binding. The transcript has 3 exons. Lineage: Eukaryota; Viridiplantae; Streptophyta; Magnoliopsida; Myrtales; Myrtaceae.